GGAAGAGGAAGACCAAGAUACGCCGCACAUUAAAGAGGAAGAGGAGGACCAAGAUACGCCGCACAUUAAAGAGGAAGAGGAGGACCAAGAGCCGCCGCACAUUAAAGAGGAAGAGGAGGACCAAGAUACGCCGCAGAUUAAAGAGGAAGAGGAGGAAGAGGGCAUCAGUCAGCCUAAAUGGUUGGAGGAGUUCCCAGUGACUGGUGUCCCUGUGAAGAGUGAAGAUGAUGAGGUGAAAGGUGAAAGUGAGGAGAGGGGAGGGGGGGAGCCUCCAAGCAGCAGCUCAACACAACACAUGACAACAGAAGCUGAUGGAGACCACUGUGGAGGAUCACAAGCAGACAAGCUCUUAGCUCCACUAUCAGAUAGUGAGGACACAACGUCACACUCUCCUGACACUGAUGAUGAAGACUCUAAAGAUGAUAAGACAUGUCACACUGACAACACUCACUUCACAUCUUCUCACUCUCACAAAACUUUUAAAUACCAUAGUCAUCUGAAAUUACACAUGAGAACACACACUGGAGAAAAACCUUUUUCUUGUUCACUCUGUAGUAAAGGUUUUGCACAAAGUAUCCAUUUGAAAAGACACAUGAGAACACACACUGGGGAAAAACCUUUUUCCUGUUCAAUCUGCGGGAAAGGUUUUAGAGAAAGUCAACAUUUGAAAAGACACAAGAAAACACACACUGGUGAAAACCCUUUUUCCCGUUCAACAUGUGGUAAAAGUUUUACACGAAGUCAGAGUUUUAAAGAACACAUGAGAACACACACUGGUGAAAAAACUUUUUCCUGUUCAACCUGCGGUAAAGGUUUUACACAAAGUCAGAGUUUGAAAGUACACAUGAGAGCACACACUGGUGAAAAACCUUUUUCCUGUUCAACCUGUGGUAAAGGUUUUACAAAAAGUCAGAGUUUGAAAAGACACAUGAAAAUACACACUGGUGAAAAACCUUUUUCCUGUUCAACCUGUGGUAAAGGUUUUACAAAAAGUCAGAGUUUGAAAAGACACAUGAAAAUACACACUGGUGAAAAACCUUUUUCCUGUUCAACAUGUGGUAAAAGUUUUACACGAAGUCAGAGUUUUAAAGAACACAUGAGAACACACACUGGUGAAAAAACUUUUCCCUGUUCAAUCUGUGGUAAAGGUUUUACAAGAAGUCAACAUUUGAAAGUACACAUGAGAACACACACUGGUGAAAAAGCUUUUUCUUGUUCAACCUGUGGUAAAAGUUUUACACAAAGUCAACAUUUGAAACUACACAUGAGAACACACACUGGUGAAAAAGCUUUUUCCUGUUCAACCUGUGGUAAAGGUUUUACACAAAGUCAAAAUAUGAAAGUACACAUGAGAACACACACUGGUGAAAAAUCACAUUCCUGUUCAAUCUGCAACAGAAGCUUUGGUGAACGAUCAACCCUUGUAAGACACAUGAGAACACACACUGGUGAAAAAACUUUUCCCUGUUCAAUCUGUGGUAAAGGUUUUGCAAGAAGUCAACAUUUGAAAAGACACAUGAGAACACACACUGGUGAAAAAGCUUUUUCUUGUUCAACCUGUGGUAAAGGUUUUACACAAAGUCAACAUUUGAAAGUACACAUGAGAACACACACUGGCGAAAAAGCUUUUUCUUGUUCAACCUGUGGUAAAGGUUUUACACAAAGUCAACAUUUGAAAGUACACAUGAGAACACACACUGGUGAAAAACCUUUUUCCUGUUCAAUCUGCAACAGAAGCUUUUGUGACCGAUCAACCCUUGUAAGACACAUGAGAAGACACUCUGGAGAAAAAGUGUUGAGUUGUGGUGUGUGUGGUGAAAGAUUGUCUUCUAAGUACCAGUGUAAGAAACACAAGUGUGCUGGUGAGAACAGCAGCAGCAAAUGAAACUGCAGGAUUUGAAAUAAACUGUCCAGACUUUCAUUUUGACUUUCUAACAACAUCAGCACAUAUAACAUGUGUGACAUUGUUGUUUGUCUAACAAUCUGUUUAAUAUGAUCUUUACAUUUAUAGAUUAGAUAGUUGGAAAUAUAAAAGUAUUACUUAUUUGUAUUUGUAAUUGUUAAUAAUCCCAUAGAUUAUCACCUUUAUAUGAUAUACAUAUGUACUGGUUCACAUCUGAAACAUCUUCUGGACCACUUCAGGAAGCAUAUUAUUAUUUACUUUAUACAUCAUUUAAACAGUUGUCUUUUAUACAAUUUUAAAAUGUGUGACUUUAUGAAUCAUUUGUUGGGUCUCUAUAAUCCAUUUUAUUAUUCAUCUUUACUACUCUCUUUUGUAAUAUGAUGAUUGUGUUGUGAUUUUUUUAUACUUUAACUUAAUAUGUAUGUACUUGUACGUUUAUGCAAUAAAAAGUGAGAGAAAAUGG
Molecule: messenger RNA, 2366 nt
Organism: Nerophis ophidion (straightnose pipefish)
Lineage: Eukaryota; Metazoa; Chordata; Actinopteri; Syngnathiformes; Syngnathidae
Product: gastrula zinc finger protein XlCGF57.1-like
Exons: 1
Coding region: 296-1885 (529 amino acids)
Biological process (GO): regulation of immune system process; negative regulation of transcription by RNA polymerase II; regulation of cytokine production
Source: RefSeq, a predicted model, not a curated record